UGUUGCAAGUAUUAUACUUCAAAGAUGUACCAAGUGGCGAAUGUAAACAAAAUUUAAAUAUGCACAAACUUCUCAAAUGCCGGCAAGUCAUAACACUGGGAUUACGCCAGCCCUUCACCUUUACCCGCUUCUAUGCGUCUGCUCCAAAACGAUUCUACAGGCGGACAGGAAUUUUGUUUAAUGAUGGUCUGUACGAGAUUACUCUUGAUCAAAGAAAACUGAAGACACCAAAAGGAAAUUUGUUCAAAGUAUCAAGCGAGCCACUAGCCUUGGCAGUUGCAGCAGAAUGGGAUGCACAGGCUCCAACAAUACAGCAGAGUUCAAUGCACUUGUCAGGUCUUUGCAGCACAGCAAUAGACAAUCCAGGAAACAUCACAAAAUAUGACUUAGUCCAAAGGAUAAUUAAUUUUUUGGAUACAGAUACUGUCCUGUGUUUCUCAAGUGAAGAAGAACUAUGUGCAUUGCAAGAACGAGAAUGGGGACCAAUCCUGAAGUGGUUUCGUCAGCGUUAUGAUGUUGAGGUAGAAGAAUCGAAGGAUAUAACUGGCCCCACAGUUAGCCUCAAAUCAAAACAAAAAAUUAUCUCUCAUCUUAUAUCGUACAAUAUGUGGGCUGUACAUGGAUUUGCUUUUGGUGUUGAAACAGUCAAGUCACUUAUAUUAACAUUGUGCUGUGUUGACCGUUAUAUUUCUGUAGAGAAAGCUGUUUUGCUAUCAAGAUUGGAAGAAGAAUUUCAGACCGGUCACUGGGGAAGAGUGGAAUGGGCGCAUGACCUGAACCAACAACAAACACAGGCUCGAUUAGCUGCUGCUGUGCUGUUCAUUCAUUUAAACUCUUCGAGUGCAUUCAUCAGUACAAAAGGACUUUGAAUUUUGCAUAUAGUGAUUACUGGCAGUUCACCUCUCUGAACUGUUUUUAGAGGUUUUCUUUUCUGUUUUUCCAUGCUGAAGAAAUUGUUGUGUAAAUUUAAAUGUGUAAUUUAAGUAUUAAAUUUUGUACUCAUUUUGAAUCUUUUUGUCAUGUAUUUCACUGCUCCAAUGCAUACUGCAUGGACACUGGCUGUGAUAAGUAAUGCCUUCAUGGCCGUUACGCCAUAAUGAGUGAGAAUAAUUAAAUAAAUGAAGUGUAUGAUA
Schistocerca gregaria is the source of this 1133-nucleotide messenger RNA. RefSeq names its product ATP synthase mitochondrial F1 complex assembly factor 2. Gene Ontology annotation, cellular component: mitochondrion. Lineage: Eukaryota; Metazoa; Arthropoda; Insecta; Orthoptera; Acrididae. The transcript has 6 exons. Bases 60 to 869 code for a protein of 269 amino acids. The record is from RefSeq and is a predicted model, not a curated record. Gene Ontology annotation, biological process: mitochondrial proton-transporting ATP synthase complex assembly.